GGGUUCCACUUAGAAUCGGAUUUAUCUGUGGAUCGGAAAAACAAUCGAUAGGUAGAUUUCUACGUCCGCACCGUUUCGAUUAGACUGCUGCCCCGAUCGCUGUGCUCCAGAUUGGAGGUCGCAGAAAUGUCUUAUAUGAGAGGAGAUUUGCUUGCCAAAACCCGGAAACUCGUUAAAGGGUUGGCCAAGGCCGAGCCCGUAUGGCUCAAGGCCAUGGAGAAGUCACCGCCUGCUACAUUUCCUCGUGCGGAGAAUAAACUUAAGCCGAUAGUUUUACCGGAGGAUGCUUAUGUUAAUAAGUUUUUCCAAAAGCAUCCCGAUUCGAAAUAUGAAGAUCCUAUCAAAAUAUCUAGUUUCGACCCACCAGCAGCCCGAGUAUUUGCUUGGAGAGUUCUUGAACUAAAGGGCCAGGGCGUCGGCGAGGAGGAAGCUAUGGCUGUUGCUGAUAUGGAAUAUCGGGCUGAGAGAAAGGCUAAAAAGAAGGCAUAUGCUCGGCUGAAGCAGAUAUCCCGACUUGAGGGGAAAAGGCUGCCCACAGUGAAUCCAUUUCCAAGUGCAAUCGAGGGAAUACAAGCUGAAGAAAGGAAGUUUGUUAAGGAAAGGUUCCAUAAUCCCGAUGCAGUUGAAAUUGUGAAGAAGCUGAAACGGGAGCGAGCUGAACAGAUGAUGGACCGGAGAGGAGGCUCGUUCGUUAGUUCGUGAAGGGCAGGGCCGCUGCCGAGGCUAUUUGUUUGUAGUUGAGGUAAGAAUGAUUUGAUGAUUGAAUUUGCAUGAAUAAUUGGAAUAGCAAGUACUGUGAGUUUUGCUUCAUUAUUUGAAUUUGAAGCAGCGAGGGUGUUUGAAAAAUGGUUUUUUGAAAGAGUUUUUAGUUUUAUAACUUGAGUUUGUUUGUGUUUUUGAA
Molecule: messenger RNA, 901 nt
Organism: Andrographis paniculata
Lineage: Eukaryota; Viridiplantae; Streptophyta; Magnoliopsida; Lamiales; Acanthaceae
Exons: 5
Coding region: 127-702 (191 amino acids)
Source: RefSeq, a predicted model, not a curated record